ACCUCCGGAUACUGAACAAAAUUGGCUGCUUUCGACUGGCUGGUUAUCAUACAAAACAAUCAUGCUAUUAAAACCAGCCAACUCAGUCCCUUCAUCUCUUGUUCGCAUCGGUUCCACCAUACGGUGGCAUUAUCCCUUUUCACUCGAAACCAAUCAUUUGUUUUCUCUGGUGGUCUGCUUUUUUCAUUCAGGAUACCAUUCGAUUGAGCUUUUUCUCCCAACCAGACGGUCUGGUGAUGGGAAAUGGAGCUUACAAGUCCGCAAUCUUAACACAGGGAGAGGAACAUUGGUUUCCUUUACCAAACCUUUUACUUUUGUCAUGCUCGGCCUUGUCUGUUUGAACCUUUUCGUGCCCCCAUCAUGGGUGGUCCAUCACUUGCCCCCCACUCUUAGCUGCGAGGAAGGCUCUAGAGUUGCUGAACUAUACGGCUGGUAUGAGCGAAAUCGUCUUGCGGGGCUCUCUGUAACUUCAAAUUAUGACUCCAUAGCUUCAGGCGGUUCCUCCAAGGGUGCUGACAGUGUAUCGCUUUGUUUAUGGCAAAGUGGCCGUUCGAGGCUAGCAUGCUUCGCGACUCCCCUGAUGUGGAUGAACGACCGCAGCAGGGAUUACGGAGGUUGAGUGAAGGAGAUCUUAGAGCGCGGGGCUUGCCGUCAAGGCCUUCAAAAGCAAAGCACCUUCUUCUGGUGCAGAGGACCACGUGCCCUUAUCGUGCCGUCUUGGUAAGAAGGUCGAUGCUGAUCGAGCAAAGGGAGAAAUCAUCAUUCUUGGGUCAUCCUCUUCCGGGAAGCCUCCUUCUCCAUCAGACCAGGUUGAUGGUGUUGGUCCUAUUGCGAGUUCACAGUGACGGAAUUGGAGGAUCCUGACUUCAUAACUUGCUAUGAGAAGUUCGUUCUGGACUCGAUGGACAAGCAGCUGACGGUAUCCUCAAUGUUAAAGGAGCAGCUUGGAUAAUUCCUUUGUCGUACAUGAAACAUGUUUGACUGCUGGAAGCACAUCGGGAAGAACUGCAUGGAGUGGAAGCUCGAUGGGCUGAAGCUGUUGGGUGGCGGUGCCUUGAAGUGGAAAGGAAUGCAAUUGCUAAAAGAAUCUCAGCACAACAGUACAAAGGGGAUCUGGCCGCAACGGGCACGAACUGUACAGGGGGGUUUCGUACAGAAUUUAUUGGAGAUGCUCGAUAAGGUGUCGUGUUUCGACGAUCCAAGGCUCAUUCAAGGAUUUAAUCUGCUCUCUGAUGGCGUUGCAAACCAAGUGAGCGAUGCUGCUCGAGACAGUAAUAGAGAUGGUCAGCCACUCCAAGCGGGUAACGAUGACGAACGGUUGGUUCAAGCCUCAAGGUGAUUGUCACAUGAGCAAGCUGUUGUCCCCAAUUGCCUGAUGUGAACAUUAAGAAUGCUAUGAUUUGUGAUUUUUGUUUUUUGGCUAAUAUGUAGGUGUGAGGAAUUGUUUCUGUGUUUUAUCUGGCUUCGUGUUCUAUUUUAGUGUAGAUUUUGGAGUUAGUGUGUUUUAGUAAGUAGUUUGUGUGAAGGUCUAGUAAGUGGUGACCAUUUUGGCACCAGUUUCAUAUUUGCUACAAGUUUGCCUAGUGAUCGUUUUUUGAGUUUUGUGCAGCUCCUUCAUCAGGAAGUGUCUCUUGUAAUGUUGUUGCAGGGGACUAUCAAAAGUGUCAUCACUGAAAGUGUUCUUUCUCGAA
Molecule: messenger RNA, 1691 nt
Organism: Punica granatum (pomegranate)
Lineage: Eukaryota; Viridiplantae; Streptophyta; Magnoliopsida; Myrtales; Lythraceae
Source: RefSeq, a predicted model, not a curated record